AUGGCAUCAUCUCGAGAGGUCAAGAGAUAUUCAAUUCUUUUGGCCGUCUGUGGCUUCAUAUUCUUGAUCUUUGCCUCAAUUGGACUUGGUGUUACCUUCGCAAAUCUUGUCCCAAGUAUCCAAAAGGCAAAUGGAUAUUCUAGGGCGCAGUGCAAUGUCACUGCCGUUCAAACAGUUGCCGACUGCUACUCCAGUCAAUGUGCCACCUAUAAUAAUGAGAUUUGGUGGUAUCCAGUUUGGGGUCCAGGUUUCUUCUUCAUCUAUGUUGGUGGCAGUGGAUCAUCCAACAGUUACAACAACGGUGAUGACGAUGGUGGAGACGACGAUGAUGGAGGGAUGGACGGAGAGUCUGGCGACAGCGGCGGCGGCGACGAUUUCGACGGCGAUGCAGGCGGCGAAGACGGAGGAUUUGACAUUGGUGGCGACGACUUCAAGGGAGCCUCAGCCAACACUCCAGGCACCACCACCGGCGGCGACCUUAUCGUUUACACUCAGGAGAUCAAGCAAUUCAAACAGCAACAGAGACAGCAAGCAGCAUUGGCUGCCAGAGAAUAUUUGGCAACACUAGCAACAGACUUUGAGGCAGUCGAGUCUACAAGCUCGGAAGCAUCAUGGACAAGCAGUGAAGCAGCAGCCUGUGGCUACAACUAUUGUGCACAGGGUGUUGACUAUGUCAGCUUCACCGAUGGAGACAACGUCCAGCACAACAGCACAAUUCGUGGACUCUGGUCCUCGGAUGAGGGCUGGGUCGCCGCCUACAUGGCCAACUUUGUCAAGGGCUCCUCAUACAACUGCUACUACCAACGCGCACAGCCACAGAAUGUCAUGUGGUUCCCACCUCCACCCUACGACAAGGGAUCACUUAUAAUGAUCUGCUUCUUCUUUGGUCUGGCACUCAUCUCACUGAUUGGCACACUCAUCUACACCAUCAAGUACUUCAAGGCCAAGCAUGACAGCAAGCAUGAGAGCUGCCACGUGGACAAUGAGCACAAGAAGCCAUCGGCCAUCGUCGACAACAAGUACAACAACUACCAGAUUGUCUACCAGCAAUUGCCAGAGACCUACCAGGUGCAGGAGGGAGGCUACUACCAAUACAGCUACGGUAUCCCCUACAACCCAACCUCCAAUGAUGGUCCCGCCCCAAGUGCCCCAUCAGCCUCCAACAUCAACAUCAACUAG
Messenger RNA from Acytostelium subglobosum LB1, 1179 nucleotides. RefSeq lists its product as hypothetical. The transcript is spliced from 2 exons. Bases 1 to 1179 code for a protein of 392 amino acids. The record is from RefSeq and is a predicted model, not a curated record. NCBI's taxonomy places the organism in Eukaryota, Evosea, Eumycetozoa, Acytosteliales, Acytosteliaceae.